Messenger RNA from Lemur catta (Ring-tailed lemur), 1907 nucleotides. RefSeq names its product zinc finger DHHC-type palmitoyltransferase 16 (gene ZDHHC16). Lineage: Eukaryota; Metazoa; Chordata; Mammalia; Primates; Lemuridae. Gene Ontology annotation, cellular component: Golgi apparatus. The record is from RefSeq and is a predicted model, not a curated record. The coding region runs from base 337 to 1470 and encodes 377 amino acids. Gene Ontology annotation, molecular function: palmitoyltransferase activity. The transcript is spliced from 10 exons. Gene Ontology annotation, biological process: protein palmitoylation.
GUGCUGGGAUUAUAGGUGUGAGCCACUGUACCCACCUAGGCAUGCAAAUCUCUGGAUUUGAAGAUUUGCUGUGCACCCACAUGGUGUGAUGUAAAUACGAUUGCAGGCUCAGAACCUUCAGUCCCUACCCCAGUAAUGUGGUUGGGACAUUGGCACUGGACUGUCUGUGGAAAAGUGAGGUGACCUUCCUACUUCUCACAGCUGGUAACUGUCCUAGCUGGGUGUGAGUCUUAGGUCUUUGCCCUCCACGCGAGUACUUUGGGCCUUCCCACUAGUAGGGGAGGGAGGGACAGGACUCAGGCUGGAUUCUCACAAUGCUGUGCUCUUCCAGCAGCCAUGAGGGGCCAGCAGAGCCUGCUGCUGGGCCCGGCCCGCCUCUGCCUGCGCCUGCUUCUGCUUCUGGGCUACAGGCGCCGCUGCCCACCUCUGCUCCGGGGCCUGGUAAAGCGCUGGCGCUACGGCAAGGUCUGCCUGCGCUCCCUGCUCUACAACUCCUUUGGGGGCAGUGACACCGCUGUUGAUGCUGCCUUUGAGCCUGUCUACUGGCUGGUGGACAACGUGAUCCGCUGGUUUGGGGUGGUGUUCGUGGUGCUGGUGAUCGUGCUGACGGGCUCCAUUGUGGCCAUUGCCUACCUGUGUGUCCUGCCCCUCAUCCUCCGAACCUACUCAGUGCCACGACUCUGCUGGCAUUUCUUCUAUAGUCACUGGAAUCUGAUCCUCAUUGUCUUCCAUUACUACCAGGCCAUCACUACUCCGCCUGGGUACCCACCCCAGGGCAGGAAUGACAUUGCCACGGUCUCCAUCUGUAAGAAGUGCAUUUACCCUAAGCCAGCCCGAACGCACCACUGCAGCAUUUGCAAUAGGUGUGUGCUGAAGAUGGAUCAUCACUGCCCCUGGCUGAACAAUUGCGUGGGCCACUAUAAUCAUCGGUACUUCUUCUCUUUCUGCUUUUUCAUGACUCUGGGCUGUGUCUACUGCAGCUAUGGAAGCUGGGACCUUUUCCGGGAGGCUUAUGCUGCCAUUGAGAAAAUGAAACAGCUCGACAAGAACAAACUACAGGCGGUUGCCAACCAGACUUAUCACCAGACCCCACCACCCACCUACUCCUUUCAAGAAAGGAUGACUCACAAGAGUCUUGUCUACCUCUGGUUCCUGUGCAGUUCCGUGGCACUUGCUCUGGGUGCCCUAACUAUAUGGCAUGCUGUUCUCAUCAGUCGGGGUGAGACUAGCAUCGAAAGGCACAUCAAUAAGAAGGAGAGACACCGGCUACAGGCCAAGGGCAGAGUAUUUAGGAAUCCUUACAACUAUGGCUGCUUGGACAACUGGAAGGUAUUCUUGGGUGUGGACACAGGAAGGCACUGGCUUACCCGGGUGCUGUUACCUUCUAGCCACCUGCCCCACGGGAAUGGAAUGAGCUGGGAGCCCCCUCCCUGGGUGACCGCUCACUCAGCCUCUGUGAUGGCAGUGUGAGCUGGACUGUCAGCCACAACUUGAGUAUUCAUUCUGCUUCGUACGUUGGGCCAAGGGCAGCUUUUCUUGGAAUCAGUGAUCAAAAAGAGCCAAUGGGCCUGCCUCAGAGUACCAUGCAGGGACAACUCAAGGACAGCCUUUUGGCCACUGUAGAAGACACAAUGUGAAGAAAUUUGAGGACUGGCAUCCUUUUACUCAGGCAAACAGAAGUUCCAGGCCCAGACUAGGGUCAGGCCACUGCCUCGCCCAGUGCUGACCCUGGCCCCUCCUGGUUAUAGCACCUCUUAGACUUGCUGUCUGAGAACACACCAGACUGGUACAGCUGAGAUCCCAGCUUCUCAACAGGGCAGAGUUACCAGACCUGCUGCUGAGGUCACUGCCACUUCUCAUAUGCUGCGGAAGGGAGCAAAAAUAAAGGUAUUUGAUUUUUAACAACA